Molecule: messenger RNA, 678 nt
Organism: Ochlerotatus camptorhynchus
Lineage: Eukaryota; Metazoa; Arthropoda; Insecta; Diptera; Culicidae
Product: cuticle protein 19-like
Exons: 2
Coding region: 110-649 (179 amino acids)
Cellular component (GO): extracellular matrix
Source: RefSeq, a predicted model, not a curated record
GUUCUCAGCUAUUCUAAAAGCUCUAUAAAAGAGGGCUUGUCAAGCUCAUACAGUCAUCAGUUUGAUACGACUGCGUGAAUAAGCUACAUCUAACAACGUGUUACCGAAAAUGGCUUCGAAGCUGUUGAUAUUAGCCGCUUUGAUUGUGAUAACGAGCGCUGCUUCCCGUCGCUAUGAUCAACAACGUCAGGCGUCGUCCUCAAGCCGGAAUCAACAGCAACAGCAAGAUCACCGGCCGCAACAUCAACAGGAUGAAGAUCAACACUCAGAUCCAAAUUACGCGUAUAGCUAUGCCGUUCGGGACGACUGGAGUGGGGACUGGAAAAGUCAACACGAAAGCCGUCACGGUGACCAAGUUCGUGGUCAGUACCGAGUCAUGGAAUCCGAUGGUACGGAACGUAUAGUGAACUACAGCGCCGACGAUCGAAACGGAUUCAACGCCGUGGUACGCUACGAGCCGGAACGGCGUCAGCAUCCAGUUCCGGUAGAGGCUGUUGCGGUUCAUGCGAUCAAAGUGUACCCAGUUGUUGAUGCACCAGAGCAUCGUCAGAACCGUGAGGAUAAUAAGGAGGCCACUUCCAGUAUGCACAUCUACCAGCAAUACUCUCCACAGCCGUGGAUGAUUUCGAACAAGGUUCGUCAUAACUGAACGGCGAAUGGAGAGAAUUUUACCGGCUG